AUGGACCCCAACGCCUCCCCCACGGAGGGCGCUCAGGAAGGCGCACCUCAGCAAAGGAGAAAUAGAGCCCCAACAAUUACGAUAGACACCUCUGCUACCGGUGUCACCCCCAGUCCUGAACCAGACAUGGCCCAGGAUGCGCAGAAAGAGGUGUCCAACUCACCCAUUUCGCCCAAAGAUGAGGGAGUCAGCCCGACCACAGUCCCCGAAGGCGCGAACGCUCCAUGGGCAGCACCUUCAGAAAAGCCUACGAAGCCAAAGUUGCGCGCCGACACAUCUUUUGACGGCGGCAGAGAUAGCAGACCCCAAAGCCCCCAUAAUGUAUCGAGUCCUGUUGAGACAUUGAGAGGGAACAACCGCGCCUUCCUCGCCGUGCCCAGCAACCUGCGGUCACGACAAAAUUCCAUCGACUCCAACGACGAUAAUUCUUCACAAGGCGAAACCAUCGCUGUUUUGAGUCAAUCAACAGAAAAGACAUUAAAGAACAACAGCCCAGUAUCAAACGACAAAAUCAUGAAGGAUGACAGCGCCUUGACGCCGGACAAGGGCAGUGAGGAUGAUUUCAAGGCCGAAAACAACCCGUUUGCAUUUACGCCUGGACAGCUGAAUAAGCUGUUCAACCCCAAAAGCCUCUCGGCCUUCUACGCUCUGGGCGGUUUGACUGGGAUCGAAAAGGGACUGCGCAGUGAUCGCAAAGCGGGUUUGAGUUUGGACGAGGUCCAUCUCGACGGAUACGUUUCUUUCAGCGACGCGACAUCCCACCUCGGUUCAUCAGGAGAUUACAAAGAGGCCAAAUCAGAGUCAACACCUGCCAACCACUCGGGGCAACACGAUAAGCACGCCGAUGACGCCUUCGCCGACCGUAAGCGUGUUUUCAAGGACAACCGGAUUCCCGAGAAGAAGGGCAAGACUCUCCUGCAGCUGAUGUGGAUCACGUAUCAGGACAAGGUGCUGAUGCUUCUUACCGCCGCCGCCAUUGUAUCGCUCGCUAUCGGUAUUUACCAAACAGUCGGAUUGCCUCACGCCCCGGAUGAGCCCAAGGUCGAGUGGGUCGAGGGUGUUGCAAUCGUGGCCGCCAUCGCUAUCGUCGUUAUCGUCGGAUCACUCAACGAUUAUAGCAAGGAAAGGCAGUUCGCGAAAUUGAACCAGAAGAAGAAGGACCGCGACAUCAAGGUUAUUCGCUCAGGAAAGACCAUUGAGAUCUCCGUCCACACUCUCAUGGCUGGAGAUGUCGUUCACCUCGAGCCUGGCGAUCUGGUCCCAGUUGAUGGAAUUCUUAUCGAAGGCUUCAACGUCAAGUGUGAUGAGUCUCAGGCUACGGGAGAAUCGGAUAUCAUCAAGAAGCGUAAUGGCGAAGACGUAUUCAACGCCAUCCAGAACGGCGAGGAACCCAAGAAGCUGGACCCUUUUAUUCAGUCUGGUGCCAGAAUCAUGGAAGGCGUCGGUACCUUCAUGGUUACCUCUGCUGGUAUCCAUUCAUCCUACGGAAAGACACUUAUGGCUCUGGACGAAGACCCCGAGGUCACCCCGCUGCAAUCGAAGCUGAACACCAUUGCCGAGUAUAUCGCCAAGCUUGGAGGUGCCGCCGGUCUGCUGCUCUUCAUCGUUUUGUUCAUCGAGUUCUUGGUCAAGCUCCCUAAGCAACCCGCUUCCGUCACUCCCGCCGAGAAGGGCCAGGACUUUAUCAACAUCGUCAUCACCGUCGUCACCAUCAUUGUCGUCGCCGUUCCUGAAGGUCUUCCUCUCGCCGUCACCCUCGCUUUGUCUUUUGCUACUAGACGUAUGCUCAAGGACAUGAACCUCGUCAGACACCUCAAGGCUUGCGAGGUUAUGGGCAAUGCGAACACCAUCUGUUCCGACAAGACAGGCACUCUCACACAGAACAAGAUGCAGGUCGUUUCUGGUACGGUUGGCACCAGCCAUCGCUUCGGAGGCUCUCGCUCGUCUGGUGAAGACGACGGCACUGUUGACGACUCUUCCGAUAUCUCGAUUGCCGAGUUCGCCAAGAUGCUCAGCACCCCGGUCAAGGAGAUUCUGCUCAAGUCUAUCUCCCUCAACUCUACCGCAUUUGAAGGUGAAGUCGAUGGUGAGAAGACGUACGUUGGAUCCAAGACGGAGACUGCUUUGCUUCUGUUAGCUCGCGACUACUUGGGCAUGGGACCUGUUGCGGAGGAACGUGAGAACGCCAAAAUCCUGCAGCUUAUUCCCUUCGACUCUGGUCGUAAGUGUAUGGGUGUCGUCGUUCAACUUCCUGAUGGACGCGCGAGACUCUACGUCAAGGGUGCCUCUGAGAUCGUCCUCGCCAAGUGCACUCAGCUCUUCCGCGAUCCCUCUCAGGACGCUACCCUCAUUCAGAUGACCGAGCCCAAUUUCCAGACCGUCAACACCUUGAUCAACGCCUACGCCUCUCGAUCCCUCCGAACAAUUGGUAUUGCGUACAGAGACUUUGAUUCUUGGCCCCCGCGCAACGUCCGCCGCAUCGAUGGAGACAAGAACGAGACUGAAUUUGAGGACCUGUUCCGCACUAUGAGCUUCAUCGGCAUGGUUGGUAUUCAGGAUCCUCUUCGCGAGGGUGUCCCCGAGGCUGUCAGACUUUGCCAGAAGGCUGGCGUCAUGGUUCGCAUGGUUACUGGAGACAACAAACUCACGGCUGAGGCGAUUGCCAAGGAGUGCGGUAUUUUGCAGCCCAACGGACUCGUUAUGGAAGGCCCCGAGUUCCGCAACCUGACCAAGUCUGAACAAGAGGCCAUCAUCCCUCGCCUCUGCGUUCUCGCCCGAUCGAGCCCCGAGGAUAAGCGUGUCUUGGUCAAGCGCCUCAAGGCCAAGGGCGACAUCGUCGCGGUUACUGGUGACGGUACCAACGAUGCGCCUGCGCUGAAGACAGCUGACGUAGGUUUCUCCAUGGGUAUCGCUGGUACUGAAGUAGCCAAGGAGGCGUCCUCCAUUAUUCUGAUGGAUGAUAACUUCAACUCGAUUGUCAAGGCUUUGAAGUGGGGACGUGCCGUCAACGAUGCCGUCAAGCGCUUCCUCCAGUUCCAGCUUACUGUGAACAUCACUGCCGUGAUUCUGACUUUCGUUACUGCAGUCAGCAGCACUUCGGUCCUCACCGCCGUGCAGCUGCUCUGGGUCAACCUCAUCAUGGACACCCUCGCGGCCUUGGCUCUGGCCACGGACCCCCCUCAGGACAGCGUCUUGGACAGGAAGCCCGAGAAGCGCAACGCCUCCAUCAUUACCACCACCAUGUGGAAGAUGAUUCUUGGACAGGCGGUCUACCAAUUGGCCAUCACGUUCAUGCUUUUCUACGGCAAGGAAGCCAUCGUGCCCGGCCCUGAGCACAUCCCUGAUGACCAGAUCGCCACCAUGGUUUUCAACACCUUCGUUUGGAUGCAGAUCUUCAACCAGUGGAACAACCGACGACUGGACAAUCACUUCAACAUUUUUGAGGGUAUGACCAAGAACUACUUCUUCAUCGCGAUCAGUGCCAUCAUGAUUGCUGGUCAGGUCUUGAUCAUCUUCGUUGGCGGCGCUGCCUUCCAGAUUGCCGGAGAAGGACAGAGCGGCAUCCAAUGGGCUAUGGCCGUCAUCCUUGGCGUCAUUUCCAUUCCUUUCGGUGUCGUCAUUCGCCUCGUACCCGAUUCCUUCGUUGAGCGACUUGUUCCCGAUUAUCUGAAGCGACGUGCCAAGGACACCGUUCCUGGGCUUACCGUCUCAGACGAGGAACAGUUCGAGAUGUACCCUGCGCCUUUGUCCGAUGUUCGCGACGAGUUGGCCUUCAUCAAGCGCAUGAAGGGAGGUCGCUUGAACAACCUCAAGUUUGCGGUUCAACACCCCCGCGAGACUUUUGCUCGCUCGCGUAGCCCGUCACACUCGCGAAGCAACUCUAUCAAGACGCCGUCCACUCCCACGCGAGAGGAUAGCUUUGGCUCGCUGGCACAAACGCCCGACUCACGAAAGAGAUCGCGCAGCUCGCGUAGCCGUUCUAAUUCAGCCCUCGGCGCGCCGACUGUCAUGGCGGGCAUUGUCGCCGCCGGCAUUGCCGCCAACUGGUCACCUGCGGAUCGCCGACCCCGCCGGGAAAGCGACGAGGACAGCAACAUUAGGAGAGGAGUCUCUCGGGAGAACUCGAUUCGGGAGGAACGAGAGGAGCCUACGAACGAAAAAGCAGGGGAUGAAAAGAAGGGCGCGGAGUGA
This is a messenger RNA of Colletotrichum gloeosporioides, 4191 nucleotides long. RefSeq names its product Calcium-transporting ATPase 2. The transcript has 2 exons. Gene Ontology annotation, cellular component: intracellular membrane-bounded organelle; membrane. Gene Ontology annotation, biological process: intracellular calcium ion homeostasis; calcium ion transmembrane transport. The record is from RefSeq and is a predicted model, not a curated record. The coding region runs from base 1 to 4191 and encodes 1396 amino acids. Gene Ontology annotation, molecular function: ATP hydrolysis activity; P-type calcium transporter activity; ATP binding. NCBI's taxonomy places the organism in Eukaryota, Fungi, Ascomycota, Sordariomycetes, Glomerellales, Glomerellaceae.